GACUAGAUAUUGGUUAACCAUUUGGAUUUAGCAGGAUAUUAAGUAAUUUUUUAAGUAUAAACCAGCUUCUAUCACUAUUCUUAAUGGACUAUUCUUGGAGUUUAUCCUUGAUGAUUCUUAAACAGCCAAUAAAAAGGAAAAAAGAAGGCGAAGAGAAAAAAAUGAGUCAAGAAGAGAUGCUCCUGGAGGCAGCACAGACAGAGAUAAUGAAUCUAAGGAAUUUGGAAAAGGUUUUAGCAAGGGAAGAAGAAGUGAAGAAAAGAGCCAUUGUUCAUAAAGCAGUCUAUAGUGGCCCUCAGAUAAGAUAUCUUUCAAAAGAUGGGUGUUCAUACCUAGAAUUUAACAAUGGGGCAUCAUUUGAGUCGGAGAUAUCAACCAUAUCUCUUCCAUACCCAGAGAAGGCAGUGUGUGCAGUGACUGGGCUUCCUGCAAAGUAUCGCGACCCAAAGACUGGCCUCUCUUAUGCAACUAAAGAGGCAUUCAAGAUCAUCCGUGAACGGCAUUCGAUGGAUAAAGCCAACAGUAUUGUAGGGAAACAAGGCGCCGAUCUGCUACUGUCCAAUGCUUUAUCUGGACCAGGAUUUUCUGAAAAACGGAAGAGAUCAUCGAAGGCCCCACAGUCUAGAGAAAUAUCCCGUUCUCGAAUUCUUGCAAGGUUUCGUAGGAUGCCCGCAAUUGACAUCGAGGACUCGGAUUAGCUAAAGAUUACUUGUUUUAUUCCGGGUAUGCUCAUCAUGCUUUCCCCAACUUUGGGAUCUGGUAGGUCAGUAUUUUCUUGAAAAUGAUGAAAGGGCAAAUCUAUGUUUACAUGGAUAAGUAUAUUCCGAUACGAGUGUGAUCGCAAUCAGUGUUCUAAAAAGCAGUAGGUGGCAGAACAUGUAUUGACAGUCCGACAGAGGCAAGAUUGAGUUAUCGGGGACACUGCUGCAUUCGCCUCGGGGGAGGGGGGGGGGGCAAGUGCCCUACUGUCCCCCCUGCCUCCAUCAUGAUAUAUUAGUAGAUAUUUAUUGAUGCCCCUUUUCAUGAUCAUCUAGACUAGCUUCCCUGUGUAAUCUUCUACUCUAGUCCAAAAUACAAAAGUUUUGCACUAUACUGUAGCAGAAAGUGGACUCCCAUGGAUCAUUUAAAAAGUAGAGGAUCAGUUACUUUUUCUUUCACAUCCUCUAUAAAUACAUGAUUUCUAUUCCG
Molecule: messenger RNA, 1188 nt
Organism: Cuscuta campestris
Lineage: Eukaryota; Viridiplantae; Streptophyta; Magnoliopsida; Solanales; Convolvulaceae
Source: the annotation of a GenBank genome assembly